Molecule: messenger RNA, 7504 nt
Organism: Anthonomus grandis grandis
Lineage: Eukaryota; Metazoa; Arthropoda; Insecta; Coleoptera; Curculionidae
Product: alpha-1,6-mannosyl-glycoprotein 2-beta-N-acetylglucosaminyltransferase
Exons: 8
Coding region: 276-1757 (493 amino acids)
Biological process (GO): oligosaccharide biosynthetic process; protein N-linked glycosylation
Cellular component (GO): Golgi membrane; Golgi stack
Molecular function (GO): alpha-1,6-mannosylglycoprotein 2-beta-N-acetylglucosaminyltransferase activity
Source: RefSeq, a predicted model, not a curated record
UGAAAUGUCAGGUGAAUAGAAACUAAAAUAUCGUUGUGCGUAGCGUUCGGUCUUCAUUCCGAUACGAUAAUUUCGUAAUAUUAGGUAGGAAUUUCCGUCAAUGAGAAAAUUAGCAGCUAAAUCAAAACAUAUUAAUAUUAUUUUGCUUUGCGGCCGAGAAAGAUUUAUUUACUGUGUUACAGGAAAUGAAGAGUUUACCGCAUAAGAAAAAGGAAUUGUGUUACAAAAGAUGGACAGAAAUAAGAGAAAACAUGUAAUCUAAAAAGACAUGCUCUAUGAUGAGCACAGGACGGAGCCAAAUAUGGCGCCGUCGAAGUGGGCUGACAUUCUGGAUCCGGGCAGGUUUAAUCCUAAUAAUAGUGAUAUUUAUUUGGGUGCAGAUGAGCUUUGUGGACUUCGGAAGGAAUCCAGGCUCGUUUUCCGACUUCAACGAAUCUCAAGCCGCUAUACUCAGUAUGGUACCGGUCGUUCUUCAUAAGUUUUUAGCUACCAAGCCGAAGAACGGUACUAAUUUAGGUCUAAAUGGCAGUUACAAUAAUUUAGGAUUUUACAAGGCUAAUUUGAAUAUUUCUGAUAUUAAAAGGAGCAUUGCGCAAUAUAAUAUUCAACAAACAAUUUACAACGAGGAUAUUUUCGGCCCACUACAAAAUGAUUCCAUAGUAAUAGUGAUACAAAUCCAUGACAGAAUAACCUAUCUCCGUCACCUAAUAAUCAGUUUAGCGCAGGCUCGCGGUAUAUCGCAAGCACUGCUCGUAUUUUCACAUGAUUUUUACGAUGAAGAGAUAAACAGUCUGAUUCAAAGCGUAGAUUUUUGUAAGGUUAUCCAGAUAUUUUAUCCCUAUUCUAUUCAAACCCACCCUCAUGAAUUUCCGGGCGAGGACCCCAGUGACUGUCCCAGAGACAUAAAAAAAGACAAAGCUUUACAAAUGAAAUGUAACAACGCCCUGUACCCUGACCUAUAUGGUCACUAUCGUGAAGCAAAGUUUACUCAAACUAAGCAUCACUGGUGGUGGAAAGUAAACAGGGUAUUUAAUCAGUUGGAGGUUACAAGGAAUCACACUGGUUUGGUCUUGUUUCUAGAGGAGGAUCACUACGUUGCUGAGGACUUUAUUCACGUUUUAAAGCUAAUGGAGAGAACUUGUAAAGAAGCUUGCCGCCAUUGUAAUAUUUUGUCCUUAGGUACAUACUUAAAGACGUAUAACUACUUUGGAGAUUCAAAAAAGAAGGAGGCGGCUUUACGCACCAAACACCAAUUGAAAAAAACAUUUGCCGAGAUUCAGCCGUCGUGGACUUUUCAGGUGUUACCCUCAUUGUAUCAGCACCCGCAAAAGGUCGAAAUAACACCUUGGAUAAGCAGCAAGCAUAACAUGGGAAUGGCAUUUAAUAGGACCACCUGGAAUGAAAUAGUGAAAUGUGCUGCAUAUUUUUGUAAAUACGACGAUUACAACUGGGACUGGUCGCUUCAGCAUAUUUCUCAAAAUUGUUUGAAGCAGAAACUUCACGCAAUGGUAGCCAGGGGACCUAGAGUUUUUCAUAUCGGAGAAUGUGGUGUUCAUCAUAAAAAAGAUAACUGCGGUUCCACGGCUGUAAUAUCAAAAGUUCAAAAAGUUUUGCGGGCAGCAAAGCGGCAUUUAUAUCCUGACUACCUUAUCCUGACUUAUGCAGCUGUUUUGAAAAAGAAUAAACUGAGAAAAGGUAACGGAGGAUGGGGAGAUCAUAGAGAUCAUAAAUUAUGCUUAGGAAUGACCAUUCGAUAAGUUUAGUUUAUCAUAUAAAUAUUAGAGGAAGAAGCGAUAGAUGAGAGAGAGUUUUAAUAUUGGUCGUGUUGUGAUAAUACUUGAUGUCUAUAUCCGUUAAUAUCUAUAUGAUAAUAAAACUUACAGCUCAGAAUCUCUUAUGGUUGUAAAUUAACCGCAUUGUGUGGAUAAGUAAUAAUGAAAUAUAAAAAUAAGAUCUGAUCUAAGUUAAUGUGUACUAAUGCUACCCUUUGUAUAAACAUGUUUGUUAUUAUUUUGCUAUAAGUCUAGAAGAUAUUAACCAAAAUUAUACUCAGGGCACAAAAUUUAAGGUUUAAAAGUAAGCUACAAGCAGGGUAUAUAUUUUAACAGUUAUUACUUGUCCACUAGGAAAAUAUUGGUUUAGUUACUUUUUGGAAAAUAAUUCUGCCACCAAUGUUUCGUGAUAUUUUUAUAACUAUUAAACAUUUUGAUGUAAGCUUAUAAAAAUAUAUUAUUGGUAAGUAGGGGAAGUAUUUUAACGUUAUAAAAGUUCUACAUGUCACUUUUUAAAAAUACAUACCGAAACAGAAUAUAAUUGCUAGAUUUAUCAUUUAUUUUCUGCUUUUUAAUGAUUAUAAUUUAUUAUUUUUGUAUCAAUUUUACAUUUGUUAUUAUGUUAUGUUAAUUAUUACAACUUUAAAAAUAUAGGUUUUUAGAAACUUUAUUCUCAGCUUAUUUUUUUUUAUAGUUUCUGUAUGUAUUUACAAAAAGUUUUAAUAGCAGAGGUCUUCAAAGGGUUGGGUUGUUGGAAAACGAAGGGUAAUUGCUGAAUUAAUUUUUUACAAAUUAGAAUUUUAAUCUCUGAAUAUGUUCAUCAAAUCCGAAAUGCUAAUGAUAUUCUGUAAGAAGUGAAAAAAGAUGAAAGUCCAUCUUCAGUGUAUGAUAUAAAAGUAUUAGCAGAUUAUAGUCGGGUUUUCUGGAAGGCUCUUAGUUUCCUUUUGAAGUUGCUUAAGAAUAUUAUAGGAAUACACCACUAUAAUAUUGCAAAGAACUAUAAUUAAAUAAAGAUACAUAAAGAUAAAUAAAGAACUGUAUAAUUUAGUUAAUACAUUUCUUUAUAAUAAUGUUGGGUGAAGUUAGAUUAGGGAUGCUUAAGUGAUUUAUAUCCGAACUCAACUCAACAGUAUAAUAAUAUAUUAAAAUAAAUGGAACAUGAAUGGUUAGUAAUAAUAAUUUGGGCUACUAACAUGAUGCGGCGAUGUUAGGAAAACUUUAAAACGGGCUUAGAAAUCGUCAAAUGGUAUUAGUACAUAAAGAAUAAUAGAGAGUAAUAGUAUUUUUUGAGGUGUAAGCACCAAGUGUACAAGGCCAAGCAUGUUAAUCUCUCCAAAGAUUACUUAGUCUCCGUGACACAGGAGUGGUACACAGCUUUAAAACCAAAUUUUCAGACGUGGGUUAUCAUGGGUCAUGAGGCCUGGUAUAAAAAUUGCAACGCAUCCGUAGGUGUGGCAUUUAUUGCGUGAGGACUUCUUAUUGUGUUUAAUGGGUUAUUCGGUUAAAACCUGAAAUAGCAAAACUUGGCUAUUUUUUUAUGCAAUUAUUCGUGAUCGUUCUAAAGCAAUACCUUCCGUUUUUCAGCAAUCCUAUUUAUUAGAAGACUUGUGUAAUUAUGGCAAAUAAGAGUAAACUUUGAAUUUAUAUGUAAAAACUUAGAUGUAAAAAGGCAGGGUUAUGAUACUCGUUCAGUACCUAACUGAGAACGAUGUAUUUGCUAGCACAAAAUCAGAUAAUAUUAAAAUGUGAAAAAGACUUUUUGACAGUCCCGUCACAGCACAGACUUGCUAUACAAUUUUUUACGUAAAGGCUUUUUAUAAAUUAUGUAAGAAUAAAAUCUAGUCAAAGUUUUGGAAUUUAUCUUUCCUAUAUAUAAUAUGUAUAUAUUUGAAAUUCCACCGUUAUAUGUUAUGUGUAUUUAAAACUUACUAUUGAGCCGGCUUUAGGCCUAAUGUAGUUUAAAAUUUUCUAGUCCGUCAUUUUUGUUUUGUUAUUAAUAUGUUUUGUUUAAUGUGAUAAUUUUUGUUAGCUUUUAAUUUUAUAUUUCAUCGGAUAUAAUAUUAAAAAAUGUUGUUUUUUAUAAUAAGUUUAUUGUUCGCUCAUUGAAAACAGCUCAUUUAUUUAAUUAUAUAGACUUUAUGUAUGUUUUCUUUAAAUUAUUAACUUUUUUUAUAGUUUAAUUAUUUUUCUGUUAAUUAUUUAAAAAAACUAAAUUUAUGUGAAUUUUUUGAAAAAUUAAUUCAAGCUAAAGAUUAAAUUCUAAACAAAUCUUUGUUUACGUUUUUAUUAGUUUUCUUAGGAUCAUCUACUAUUCUUUUAUUAGUACGAGUUAAGUUAACUUUCCUCAUUCUACUUAUGUUACUUUAAAUUAUAUUUUGUUUCAUUUAUUAGUUCAGUUUGUGUGUUUUGCUCUAGUUAAAUCAUUAAUGCAAAUAAAACUUAACAACAGACCAUUUUACAAAGAUUAUGUCUAAAGGGAGGUCAUGAACUAUAAUUUAUAAUUAAGAUAAUUUAAAAUAUUUAUCAGGCGGUAACAACUUGCAUUAAAAAACAGACUUAACAAUAUAUUGGUCAUAUUUAAGGAGGAAAAGGUUGACCAUAAAAACAAAAUAUGUGGCAGCUAAGUAGCAACAGUGGCUUUUUUUCUGUCUACCCUUUAGUUUUCCUAUAUGUUUAUAAUGAAUUUCAUUUUUUCGUAGGAAUGCUGCCUGUAAUUUUUUUCCCUUUUUUGCCAUUUCUGAUUUACUCGAAUAUUUUUUUAUGAAAUUUAUUGCUAGUAUCACGAAGAUAUAUUAUUUAUCUUAUAUGAUAUUUCAUAUACCUAUUAAGAGUUUCGUGGUUUUGUUAAAGUUAUCGGUUUGCAUUAUUAAUUCUGCUAUAAAAAUAUUAAGAACAAAUUUUUUAAUGGUAUCCCCAAAACGAAAUAUAACUAAGCAAUUCUUAGCGAUAUCUUAGACAGAGGUAAAUUAGCUUAAAAAAGUAAUUCCCAUGUCAUAUGUAAAAUCUGGCAGUAUUUACAGGGAUGCUCAUCGAAUACAGUCCAACAAAGCUUACGGUUUUGAGUGCAAAAAUUUAAAAAAGCCGGAUCCGUAUACCUUUGCUUUCAUGGAGAUAUUGCAUAGCAAUUUAUAUUGUCUCACAUACGGAGCUAUCGUUUGGUGGCCCGAAGAAAGUAAAAAUUCAAGUCCAACGCCUUGCAUACCUAGCAUAACGGGUUCCAAUCAGAGAUCUUGAGACUCUGUUGAGCCUUCCGCCUUUGUGGAGUAUUCCGAGCAAUGAAAAGAGUGUAUAGGCUACAUGCCCUUGGUAAACUACGGAGCCGGUGAGCACGGUCUGAAAUAAAGUAGAUGGAAAUGCCCUCUUCUAUUGAUAGCCAGCGACUAAAUGGCAGAUAGUACAUUGUAAGAGAGGUCGGAGGCAAAGAGCUAUAUUCGCUGAGACAGCUACUGUCUUCCAGGCUAACGUCUUCGCUGUAUUGAAAUGCGAACAGGAAAUCCUAAAUUUCGGAUACAGCAAUAAUGUAUCAAUUUUCUCUGACAGCAGGUCUGUCAUUAAAGCCCGAAAAAAAAAGUGAGCUCCAAGCUCGUAAUGGAGUGCAUAAAAAUCCUAGAAAUACUGGUGAAGGUGGCCUAAUGGUUCGGAUUUUCAGCAUGGUCCAUACGUGGCGUUUUGGGAGGAGGAUAAAACUGCAGACCACGUUAUGAAGAAGCGCCUUGAUAACCCUGGGUAGGUCCAUUAGGAGACCGUGUGCUAAAAGCCUCUUUGGCUGCUCACUGCCUCACAGUUCAAUUCAUCUAUUCAUUUAUUUAUUAAAGGGCGAUGCGUAGCUCAUAUUUAAAAAAUAAAGCGCAAUUUCAAAGAAAAUUUAAUGCCCUUUUGGCAAAUGUACAUAACCUUUCCCAUUUGAAAAAAUAAGAGUAAAUGCAGGCUAAAAGGUUAAAUCAUAAUAAUAAAAUUUAUGUGUAAAUAAGUCUUUGUUAAAAAGAAAAGUAUGUACUAUCAGGAAAGUCAAAUAAAAUCGGACACGUAUGCAACGUUAGAAUGAAUGUACUAUAUCGGCCUACCGCUUUCGGACGUAGGCCAUCAUCAGAGCUAUGACUUUAAAAUUAAACAAAAAAAUGUAGUAAGUAGAUCAUCCUUUCCCAAAUGGCUUUUGUUUAAAAAUUUUUGCACCAAUCAAACCGCCUACUCGAAAAGUUUAAACAGGCCAGAAGACUUUUAAAAAAAUGUUACACAUAAAGCUGUAAACUUUGCUGGAGUAUUUUUAAUAGGCACUUUCUAUACGAUCUUUGUAAAGUAGUAGAAUUGGUGGAUUAGAUUGAUCUGAUGAGUGUUGGUUUGGUUACUGGAGGGGGUUUGACUGACCAACCCAGUUUUAGUAAUCUAUUUAAUAGAGCUAAACUGAAAACAUUGCACUUUUAGUGUAAAACAUAAUUUAUCCUUUUUACAUGAUUUAGACCCUUUAUUUACUGCCAGGUCUCAUAUAUAUAUUUUCUGGAUCAUAUACAAAUAAUUAAUUUUCUUUUAGAUGAUUUCAGAGACCUCAUAUUUUUAAAUAGAUCUUAUUGAACUUAAGUCAAUGAAUUAUAAAAAAUCAUUUAUAGUUCACAAAGAUACUGAUCGUUUGAGGUGUAACAUUAAACUGCAGCAUCUGUUUUACCUUAAUCAUCAGAGUGGACAAUAAAACAGCAAUCUCUUUUCUCUUUUUUUCAAGUGUCUUUUUAAUGUGACCAUUUUACUAAACUAUACAAUGAAUUAAUUUCCGUAUGUAAAAAAAAAUCUUUUGAAUUAAUCAUUUUUUGUAUAAUAAAACUUCAUAUAUGCAAAAACUCUAAAAGUAAAAUGUGCUUAAAAUUUAAAUUUUUUGUACAAAUUUGAGGACGAACACACAUUGGUCCGAAUGCUGAUUGUUAAACCUUUAAGUGGUAAUAUUGAGCUGAGUGCAACCAAAUCUAUUUAAAACAACAUAUUAAGAGGUCAGUUGAGAAUGUUUUUUAAUAAUGGCAAUGGCUAUAAGAUUUCGAGUCUACUUUAUUUAUUGUUUUUUAUUGAGAGUUUUAUUAAUAUAUUUAUUUUGUCCCUUUUACUGUUUUUUUUAUAAAUGAGCAGCUUUUAAUUAUAAAUUUGUAGCAAAUUAUUAUUAUUCAUAUGAUACCAAUGUUUUAUGUAACACGACAUUUAGUCAUUUUUUAAAAGUUAUUUUUUAAAUAAAAAAAACUAAUUGGUGUUUCCUAAAAAUUACCAAAAGCACUGAUAGACAGUGCCUUAUAAUUUAUGUAUCUCGAAUUUUAAAAUUUGAAUAUUAAUUCUAUGUGAACAAUUUUUAAAUUUUUAAACAAGCAUCUAGCAGUUUAUGAAAAUCAAUACUUUGUAUACGUGUAAUAAUUUUGUUUCUGGUCGGGUUAUUUAGUGUGUUUUCGACAAAGCCUUAAAAAGUAAUAUUCUUUUUAUGGUGCAUAAUUAUUUAGUUUUACUUAAAUACAAAUAUCUUUUAUUAUUCUCUUUAUUUUUAAUGUAAUGAUUUAUUACAUGCUUCAAAUAUCAAAUUUUUGAAUUUGAGUAUAUUCGGCUACACCCUAGAUUAACUAGUACGUUAAUUAAUAAGUAAUGAAGAGGCCAUAUUAAUAACUUUAUAUGUUAAGCAUGAAUACUCUUUUUAUAUUAUAUGUCUAAGUAAACGCAAAACGAAAUGACCGCAGUCGUUCGUAAAUAAAUAUGUGUAAAAGACGUGA